AUGGCAGGCCUAGAAGAAGACCACGAGGAGGAGAUUGCAGAGGAGAAGAUCAUCAAUGAAGAAUACAAAACAUGGAAGAAGAAUGCGCCUUUUCUAUACGAUAUGAUCCUGAGCACCGCGCUAGAGUGGCCAACUCUGACAGCGCAAUGGCUCCCAGACAAGCAGGAGGACCCCGACAAGCCAUACUCCACACAUCGCCUUUUGCUAGGCACACACACAUCAAGCGAAGCACAAAACUACCUUCAAAUAGCUCAAGUGCAGCUACCAAACCCUAAGAAUCCAGAAGCUGAGGAUUAUGAUGAAGAGAGGGGUGAGAUUGGAGGCUAUGGGGGCUCCAAUAAGACGUCAAUGGAUGUGAAGUUUAAUAUCGUGCAGAAGAUUGAUCACAAGGGAGAAGUGAACAAGGCUCGGUACCAACCGCAGAAUCCUAAUAUUAUUGCAACGAUGUGUACCGAUGGACGGGUUAUGAUAUGGGACCGGUCGAAACACCCUAGCAUUCCUCAGGGCACAGUCAACCCACAGUUGGAGCUGUUAGGCCAUACCAGCGAAGGAUUUGGCUUAAGCUGGAACCCUCAUACUGCAGGAGAAGUGGCCACAGGAAGUGAAGACAAGACUGUCCGGUUAUGGGAUCUCAACACAUACACGAAGGGCAAUAAAGCAUUGAAACCCGUGAGAACAUAUACGCACCACUCCUCUAUUGUUAAUGAUGUCCAAUACCACCCACUCCACUCGUCUCUCGUCGGCACCGUCUCCGAUGACAUCACCCUCCAAAUUCUUGAUAUCCGUGAAUCAGACACUACACGGUCUGCUGCAUCUGCAAAGGGACAGCACAAAGAUGCCAUCAAUGCUGUGGCCUUCAAUCCCGCUGCCGAAACAGUAGUAGCUACUGGCUCAGCUGACAAGACCAUCGGUCUAUGGGACCUACGAAACCUCAAGUCAAAGCUUCAUGCGCUCGAGUGCCACCAGGACUCAGUAACCUCACUAUCGUGGCAUCCCUUCGAAGAGUCUGUGUUGGCGAGUGCAAGUUACGACAGACGGAUCAUGUUCUGGGAUCUCAGCCGCGCAGGUGAAGAACAGACCCAGGAAGACGCCCAAGACGGACCUCCAGAGCUAUUGUUCGUGCAUGGCGGACAUACAAACCGCAUAUCCGACUUCAGCUGGAACCUUAAUGACCCCUGGGUUCUUUGCUCAGCUGCUGAAGAUAACCUGCUACAAGUAUGGAAGGUCGCGGACGCGAUUGUCGGCAAGGAUAUGGAGGAUGUUCCCACCGAAGAGCUGGAGUCAUGA
Molecule: messenger RNA, 1287 nt
Organism: Nannizzia gypsea CBS 118893
Lineage: Eukaryota; Fungi; Ascomycota; Eurotiomycetes; Onygenales; Arthrodermataceae
Product: histone acetyltransferase type B subunit 2
Exons: 5
Coding region: 1-1287 (428 amino acids)
Biological process (GO): regulation of gene expression
Cellular component (GO): cytoplasm; nucleus; Rpd3L-Expanded complex
Molecular function (GO): histone binding
Source: RefSeq, a predicted model, not a curated record